Aspergillus saccharolyticus JOP 1030-1 is the source of this 1539-nucleotide messenger RNA. Its product is annotated as cytochrome P450. Gene Ontology annotation, molecular function: iron ion binding; heme binding; oxidoreductase activity, acting on paired donors, with incorporation or reduction of molecular oxygen, reduced flavin or flavoprotein as one donor, and incorporation of one atom of oxygen. Lineage: Eukaryota; Fungi; Ascomycota; Eurotiomycetes; Eurotiales; Aspergillaceae. The transcript has 2 exons. The record is from RefSeq and is a predicted model, not a curated record. Bases 1 to 1539 code for a protein of 512 amino acids.
AUGCUUGCCGUCUUCACGAUGGCGGCUGUCGCCGCCAUUCUGUAUGUGCUCUGGACACUCCUGCUUCGCUGGCAACACGCUCAGAACGCUCGUCGCUGGAACUGCGGUUCGAUUCCACACUACCCUGGCAAUUGGCUGGGAACCAAUACCCUCAAGGAGGCCCUUCGUUACGACAAGGAACGCUGUCUGCCCCUUUUGUCGCGUCACCGUAUCGAGAAAAUGUCUGCACUCCGCAACCGCUACACCACCACUUUCCAGUUCCGCCAGCUGGGCCAGGAUGUGAUCCUGACAUGUGAACCCAAGAAUGUGCAGGCCGUCCUUGCGCACCAGUUCAAGGAUUUCGAGCUUGGCGAUCCCCGACGUAAUGCUCUCCACUCGCUCCUGGGUAAUGGAAUUUUCACCGCCGAUGGCGAAUACUGGACCCGCUCCCGCGGUCUUCUCCGGCCCCAGUUCACCCGCGAUCAGAUCAGUGAUCUGGAGCUGGAGGAGCGACACGUACAGCAGGCUAUGCGCGCCAUGCCCGUAGACGCGACGGGCUGGACCAUGCCUACCGACAUCCAGACCAUCUUCUUCCGCUUGACUAUCGACUCGGCCACAGAGUUCCUCUUCGGAGAGAGCGUUGAAAGCCAGGCUGCUGCCCUCCGCAGCGGCAGCACGAACGCGGAUGACUUCGCUGCUCAGUUCGACCGCGGCCAAUGGUAUGCCGCACAGCGCGCCCGCUUUGAGAAAAUCUACUGGAUUGUCAACAACAAGGAAAGCCGCGAGAUUGACCGCAACGUCCACGCCUACGUCGAUCGCUUCGUGGAGGCCGCUUUGAGCAUGGAUGCCGAGAAGAAGCCCUCCCACUACGUCUUCCUGCACGCUAUCGCCGAGGUGACUCGGGAUCCCGUUGAACUGCGUUCCCAGCUGCUCAAUAUUCUGUUGGCUGGACGCGACACCACCGCUUCCCUGCUCAGUUGGUGUGUUCUGCUUCUUGCUCGCCACCCCGAGUACUACACCAAACUCCGCGCGGCCAUCCUCGAAGAGUUUGGCUCCUAUGCCUCGCCCAAGCAAAUCACCUUCGCCGGCCUUAAGUCCUGCAAGCCUCUCCAAAAUUUCCUGAGUGAAACCCUCCGCCUCUACUCGAUCGUCCCCGGUAACCGCCGCAUCGCCGUUAAGAACACCACCCUCCCCACCGGCGGUGGCCCCGACGGCACGGAGCCCGUGUACGUCAGGAAGGGCCAGGCCGUGUUCUACAGCACCUUUGUGAUGCACCGCCGGCAAGAUCUCUGGGGCCCCGACGCGGACGAGUUCCGGCCGGAGCGCUGGGAGUCGCGCAAGCCCGGCUGGGAGUACCUCCCGUUCAACGGUGGCCCGCGCAUUUGCAUCGGUCAGCAGUUCGCUCUGACGGAAGCUGGGUAUGUGAUGGUGCGCUUGUUGCAGCGGUUCGACCAGAUCGAGGGGGUCGGCAAGACGGCUGAGGGCGAGAUCGCCAUGGGGGUGAACCUGACUCUGGCUCCGGGCGACAAUGUGACGGUGCGGUUGCACGAGGGUAAUUAG